AUGUCGUACCAAACCCUCCGCACCCAAUACGCAACCCUCCUAAAACAAUUCCUAAAAUCCACCAAAGAAUUCGACGUCCUAACAACCAUCCCCCCAGACCACUCCGCAUCAGAGACCCUCUAUGUCUUAGAUUCGAGCUUCAAUCCCCCCACCCUCGCCCACCUCCGCAUAGCCAGCACCGCCCUACAAGCAAACCCCAAGCCCCGUCCCCGUCUACUCCUCCUCCUGGCAACGCAAAAUGCAGAUAAACCCUCCAAACCAGCCUCCUUCGAGGACCGGCUGGCAAUGAUGGAGCUAUUCGCCCGCGAUCUGCGGGCACACCUUGCGAGAACACCCGCCUUCGCGGACACCGCCGCCUCCUCGGAGUUCGAGCUGCCGGUCGAGUCUCUGCCCUUGAUUGAUAUUGGCGUGACUAAGAAACCGUAUUUCGUGGAUAAGGCGGCGGCUAUUGAGGGCUCGGAUCGGUAUCCUGUUGCGUUGGAGCAGGUUCAUCUUACAGGGUUUGAUACGCUGGUGCGUAUCUUUGAUGUUAAGUAUUAUCCGCCGCAUCAUACGCUCGGUCCGCUUGUGCCGUUUUUGGAGAAGCAUCGGUUGAGGGUUACUAUGCGGCCUGGGGAUGCGUGGGGUGAGAGGGAGGAGCAGCUUGCUUUUUUGGAUGCUCUUACUCGAGGGGAUCGGGAUGCUGAAGGCGGGCGGAGGGAAUGGGCGCAGCGCAUUCAGUUGGUGGAGGGGAGAAAACCAACAGAGCCGCUUGUCAGUUCUACUCGAGCUCGCGAAGCUCUGCACUCUGCUCCGCGGGACUUGGACUGGCUGGUACCAGAUCUGGUCAGGCAGUAUAUCCUCUCUGAAGAUGCCUAUCCCAGAAGUGAAGGUGGGACUGCCAAAGUGUAG
This is a messenger RNA of Penicillium canescens, 891 nucleotides long. Its product is annotated as nicotinate-nicotinamide nucleotide adenylyltransferase. Gene Ontology annotation, molecular function: ATP hydrolysis activity; nicotinamide-nucleotide adenylyltransferase activity. Gene Ontology annotation, cellular component: nucleus; cytoplasm. The record is from RefSeq and is a predicted model, not a curated record. The transcript has a single exon. NCBI's taxonomy places the organism in Eukaryota, Fungi, Ascomycota, Eurotiomycetes, Eurotiales, Aspergillaceae. Bases 1 to 891 code for a protein of 296 amino acids.